Molecule: messenger RNA, 1555 nt
Organism: Batrachochytrium dendrobatidis JAM81
Lineage: Eukaryota; Fungi; Chytridiomycota; Chytridiomycetes; Rhizophydiales
Exons: 3
Coding region: 1-1545 (514 amino acids)
Cellular component (GO): plasma membrane
Source: RefSeq, a predicted model, not a curated record
AUGCAGAACUCGAAAGAGUCACCAGUGUUUGAUGCCAAUGCAGCUCAUCCACAACUGCAGUCUCAAACUAUAGCUGCAAUUACAACACCUUUACCUAGUGUAUCUACUAAUAGAACCAAUUCACCUGCUACCCUCACAUCCAAUCCAAAUCAACAACCUUUAUCUGAUCAUAGAGAUGUUCACCAUCUGUACGAACAAGUCAUAACAGAAGUCCAUUCUAACUCUGUCAAUGAUCCUAUUCGACCAAUUUCGCAUGCUCAGGGCGGUCGAGUCGCUCCAGAAUCAAACCCCAGUCACUCACAAGUAACCUCGUCAGGCGAGACUCUUAAAAGUGCUAGUGAAGCUACAAAACUGAAUUCAAUGGUUUUCGUUCAGCUAGAUUCAGCCCACAAUGACAUCAAGUCUGCUGUAUCAAAUGAGCCGGCACUAUCUUAUGUUGGUGGUGAAUCGCGUGUGGGAGUUGACGGAGCUGCUUCAGCAACGAUGGAGGCCGGCCAAAAUGUGUUUUUAGAUGACCAGUAUCCUCCAUCUAUCCACAAGUACAACGAAGACGAGUUUGAAUUCCGAGGAUUCAGUCUUCGUCGUACUCUUUCACGAUUCAGUCGUCAUAGCAAACGGACCUUUAUUUCCAAUAUGUCUGUGAUCAAUCGUCACAACCUACGUCGUUUUGGACGUAGCAAGGUGGCAUUUUUGAUAGCCAACACUAUUUUUGUACUUGCUGGCGUGCUGGCUUUGCUAUAUGGCGUUCUCACUUACACAGGAUCUCCGAUUAUCAUCUCGCUAUGGGGUUCUAGCAUCGUCGUUGCUCUAAUGGUAUCCGGUUCUUUGCAGGUCCUUUUUGGCAUAGUCGGUUAUUUCGGUGCACUUUUACAUCGAAAGACUCUGCUGAUUUUCUUCAUGGUUGCUAUAUGGCCACUUGUGUUUGGCUAUCUAUAUGUCGGUUACUCGACAUACCGUCAACUUAAUGCCACUCAAUGGGAAAAAUCUCUUUCGGACAGCUGGUCCACACUUAAUACCACCCGUGGCUCUAUUCAAGCUCAGUAUAAUUGCUGCGGCUUUUUGAGUAGCUUUGAUCGUCCUUUUGCGGAUUCAAAAUGUCCGACUAUCAUUCAUCAUGCUACAUCAGCAAACAUCCAGACUGCUAGUUCCAUGGUUGAGUUGACUAAACGUCAAGCUCCAGAUCCUAAUGCAGCCCCGCAGCCGCCUGCUCCAGAUCCUAAUGCAGCCCCGCAACCACCUGCUCCAGAUCCUAAUGCAGCCCCGCAACCACCUGCUCCAGAUCCUAAUGCAGCCCCGCAACCGCCUACUCCAGAUCCCAAUGCAGCUCCACCGCCGUCUGCUCCUGAAAACCCCAUCAUUUCACCGAUUGCAUCCCCCAACGCUCAUGGCUCUAGCAACAGUCUUCCAGGCUGUCAUGAUCCCUGGCGUGAAGUUACCAGUUCGUAUCUCCGAACAUCUUACAUUGUUGCCUUUUCCAUUGUUGCAUACCUUUUUUCCAUGUUUGUCAUUUUGAUCUUGGGCACCAAUCACAUUUACAUGGAUUAGUAUUGCUGAC